GUAACUGUGCAUACAUGGCGUCGAAAUAAGAGGAAGAAGUACAUUUAUAUAGCAGGCCAAAGUACAGCAGUAACUGAUGUACUCACUAUUAUUUGUACGCGGCAUACAUUAGACUAUAAACAUCUUAAAGCUGGACUCAUUUUACCAUCGCUUAUUCCCCUCACCCCGGAAGAAAAAUGAACCAAACGUAGAUCAAACAGGAGCUGAGGCCGGACAAACCAUCACGGAAGUAUCCUAUCUUCGUACUGUAAUUGAGUUUUCGGUCACAGCCUCGCUAGAAAUAUAACACCAACGAUAUGGGUGUCGGUGAGCGAAGAGGAGGACGUCGAGCUGGAGGUCGUCGACGUGCAAAUCAUCGUCGUAAUCACCGCAAUAAUCGACAUAACCGUCGCCGUCGACGUCAUCAUGGCGGUGGUGCCAUCUUCGCUGUUCGAUGGGGGAAUCGAACUGGUACUGCUGGCACGAGUGGGGAAACUGGAGCGGCCGUCACUCCGAGGUCCUAUCCCCUACUGGUGAUAUUUUCCGUGAUCGCCUUUGUCGGCAUCUGCAUGGGCAUGACGAUGUUGACUGUUGGAGGAUGGAAUGAUUCUUCCGUCGGCAUUGCCGGUAUCGUCAUCCUCAGCAUUAGCUCCUUGAUCGCUGUAAUUGUCGGCGUUAUGCGAUGUCACUUGAUGAAGAAAUAUCAGACUUCAGACGCCCAAGAGCAUGCAGGAGAGUUGGAGGCUGGGACAGUGAACCCUAAUAUGAUAGCCUCCAAUGAGACUUUGGAAGGAGAAGGCGCCACAGUUUCACAAGCUAAUGAGACGACAUCCUAUAUCGUCCAAACAGGUGCGCCGCCGUCUGUAGGAGUUGCCAUGGGAACGCAGCCCGGGUAUCCAUUAGGCCCCGCCCAGCCUUAUCCACCAUAUGCAACUAACUACCUAGGGGCAGCUUAUCCUCCCAACCCUGCACAACCAUCAAAUGUGGGCGUGGUCGACCCGCCAUCAGAGGGAGAAAGUGUACCCCCGCCCCCAUCCUAUGAUGACGUCAUCGCUGGUAAUGUGUAAUAUGACGAGGGAAAUGGACAGUCCUAAAAUGAUGACCGAUGCUAAAUGCUGACGUCUCAACACGGCCCUGAUUGAAACCAGUCUGCGAACUGUUUCGGGCUUUUACCGUGUAUAAAUAAAAUAAACUCAACUUAACGCUAGACUCGAUCUGGCGAUGUCAUUUUAAAAAUAUUUAUCUUCUUAAUAAACACAUCAUGAUUACUUUUUUCAGUAGUAUGCUGAAAUGAAUAUCAUAAUAAUAACAUAUUGAUAAUGUAUCAAAUGUCAGUUGCACACGAGGCGUUAUUUUAAUCACACCAUUCAAAGAAGUUCAAAAAGUAAAAUUCAAAUUGACUCUUGGGCUAAUUUCUCGAAAGUUUAUGCGAUCGUGUUCACAAAACAUAUUAUAAUUGCUACCCACUAGAACCGUGUUGGCGAUGCCCAACAUCUUUGGCGGAUCGUAUACAGCUCUAAUUUUGAGUGCACCCCUCACCACCCCCACGCCCAUCGACCCCUUUGUAUACAGACUCAGGUAGUAAGGAUUGCAAAUGCCAGUGCUUACAGAGUCGUGGCGAUUUAUAGGACUUGAUUGACCCCAUAUCAUUCUCGUUUUGUUGACGUAAUGUGAAUUUACACCAUACAUCGAAUUUAAUAUUUUUACGACUGAACAAAGGCAGGAAGUUUAACUCGUGCUUUUUUAGCUCAGGCCUACAUAUCUUUAAAAUACUAAGUAUGAUUUUCUUUGUAUACUAUGUUUAUCAUAUUCAUUGGUAUGUAUUAAUCAUUGGGUAUUUUUGUAGUCACGCUUGGUAUUACCUAUUUUCGUGUCGCGGAUUAUUUCGUUUUGUUUCAGAAAAAAAGUAUCGAAUUUACUUAAUACCCUGUAUUUUUACUCCUGUAAAUACCCUGUAUGAUGUAAUAAAGGCUCUCUGAAAUGCAUGCUCAUGUUAUUCAACCUUGUAUUCAAACUUUAAUUCGAAUUUGUUAUCAUGGUUAUGAUUGUUGUGGAGUAAAUGUUGAUUGGGCCUAUCUUAUUAGAAAGUUAUAAAUGAGAAAUGAAUUAUAUAAAAACAUA
Strongylocentrotus purpuratus (purple sea urchin) is the source of this 2100-nucleotide messenger RNA. RefSeq lists its product as uncharacterized. The record is from RefSeq and is a predicted model, not a curated record. Bases 297 to 1046 code for a protein of 249 amino acids. Lineage: Eukaryota; Metazoa; Echinodermata; Echinoidea; Camarodonta; Strongylocentrotidae. The transcript has 3 exons.